Rotaria sp. Silwood2 is the source of this 411-nucleotide messenger RNA. NCBI's taxonomy places the organism in Eukaryota, Metazoa, Rotifera, Eurotatoria, Philodinida, Philodinidae. The record is from the annotation of a GenBank genome assembly.
AUGAAGUCAUUGAUAGCAAAGAACAAAUCGCACUUAUUGAACGACCUCUUCUUACAUCAUAUAAAUACAACUGACUGGGGAAUCUUUCUUGCUCUUGAUGAAACUCAAAAUGAUAAACCUAUAGGUGGAGCUCUUGUAGCUAUGCCUGAAUGUGCAUUAUGGGAUUUACGUGUUGCACCUUCAUAUCGACGUUCAGGAAUUGGACGGGCUUUGUUAAAACAUGCUAUUCAAUGGAGUAAACAACAAGGAUUAACAACAUGUAUGAGUAUUGAAACACAAAAUACAAAUGUAUCUGCUUGUCGAUUUUAUGCAGCUAUGGGAGCUAGACUAGGUGAUAUUGAUAGAAAAGCAUAUGAAAAUAAUGAAGCAGUCAAAGAUGAAAUUCGAAUUAAUUGGUACAUUGAUUUAUGA